This is a messenger RNA of Plectropomus leopardus (leopard coralgrouper), 2739 nucleotides long. RefSeq names its product SPNS lysolipid transporter 1, lysophospholipid (gene spns1). The record is from RefSeq and is a predicted model, not a curated record. Gene Ontology annotation, cellular component: membrane. Gene Ontology annotation, biological process: transmembrane transport. NCBI's taxonomy places the organism in Eukaryota, Metazoa, Chordata, Actinopteri, Perciformes, Serranidae. Gene Ontology annotation, molecular function: transmembrane transporter activity.
CGUAGUCAGAUCCAACAUGGCGGCGGUGCAGAAUUGUUAUCUCAGAAGUGUCCCGGAGUAAUUGUUUUAGUUUUAUUUAAAAGUUUUCCCGACAGACGGUGUUCCCGGGAGACGUUUUCACCGUUAACCCUCAGCAUGGGUUGUGAAUAGCACUCGCAGCUCCGUGUGACGACGACAGUGUUUGCAGCGGCGGCGGGAGGACAGAGAAGCGUCAGCCCUGACUCAUCCUGCCAGCGGCGGCCAUGUCUCUGGGUGAGCCCACAUCGGACUCGGCGCCAUUCUUCUCAGAUGACAGCGAGGCGGAGGGCCCGGAGGAGCAGGGCGGGGCGGCGGCAUCACGACCGCAGGAGGAGUCAGCCAGCGGGGUGUCGAGCGCCCGAGCGUUGCUGACCGUGUUAAUCCUGUGUUACAUCAACCUGCUCAACUACAUGGACAGGUUCACCGUCGCAGGUGUUCUCCCAGACAUCGAGCAGUACUUUGGGAUUAAUGACGAGAUGUCCGGCCUACUACAAACAGUUUUUAUCUGCAGUUACAUGUUCUUGGCCCCGGUCUUCGGAUACCUGGGUGACAGGUACAACAGGAAGAUCAUCAUGAGUUUUGGCAUCACAUUCUGGUCCUUGGUGACUCUUGCCAGCUCCUACACCCCCAAAAAACAUUUCUGGGCCCUGUUGUUGACAAGAGGCCUGGUCGGAUCGAGAGAGGCCAGUUACUCCACCAUCGCUCCCACCAUCAUCGCUGACCUCUACGUGAAGGGAAAAAGGACUAAUAUGCUCUCCAUUUUUUAUUUUGCCAUCCCUGUCGGCAGCGGUCUCGGAUACAUCGUGGGAUCACAAGUCAGUAGCUUAGCACAUGACUGGCACUGGGCUCUGCGGGUGACUCCGGGGCUGGGACUGAUAGCGGUGGUGCUGCUGGUGUUCGUGGUCCAGGAGCCUAAACGAGGAGCUGUGGAAGCUCGACCGGAGCAUCACCUGCACCAGACCAGCUGGCUGACCGACCUGAAGGCCCUGAGCAAGAACUACAGCUUUGUGUUGUCCACUUUUGGCUUCACAGCGGUGGCGUUUGUCACCGGCUCUCUUGCACUGUGGGCUCCAACGUUCCUCUUCAGAGCGGCUGUCUUCACCGGGGAGAAACCUCCCUGUGUGGAGGGAAACUGUGCAUCAUCUGACAGUUUGAUUUUCGGGGCCAUCACCUGCGUCACAGGUGUGCUGGGCGUGGCCACUGGCGUGCAGGUCAGUCGACAGCUGAGAACAACGAACCCCAGAGCCGACCCUCUGGUCUGUGCUGCCGGUCUGCUCCUCUCGGCACCUUUCCUCUACCUGGCCAUCGUCUUUGCUCAGGCCAGCACCAUCGCCACAUACGUCUUCAUCUUCUUCGGAGAGACCUUCCUGUCGAUGAACUGGGCCAUCGUGGCUGAUAUCCUGCUGUACGUGGUUGUUCCCACUCGUCGCUCCACAGCUGAAGCUCUGCAGAUUGUCAUCUCACAUCUACUGGGAGAUGCAGGAAGUCCAUAUCUGAUUGGAGUGGUUUCAGACUCCCUGAGAAAGAGGGACUCGUUCCUCUGGCAGUUCCGCUCUCUGCAGCUCUCUCUGCUGCUCUGCUCCUUUGUGUCUGUGAUUGGCGGAGGUUUCUUCCUCACCACCGCCCUUUUCAUCGAAAGAGACCGCGAUCGUGCAGAGAACUACGUCCCCACAGAUGAUGAGCCGAUCGUUGUACCGAAGAGCGGCCGAUCCACCAGAGUCCCAGUCUCCAGUGUUCUCAUCUGAUGACAGAAACCUGUCAGCCUGGUCAAACACACACCUGCGGUUAUUAUACUUAAUGUUUUUUAGGACUGAACACCGAUUGGACUAUCUGCUAUGCAGAAAAGUUUUAGGAUAGGUUUAUUUUUUAAUUCUUGACAUUAUACUUUUUUUUUAUAAUUUUACCGUGCCCGGGAACAUGCCGUCGUUUUGGGAGAACUUUUUUGCAUAUCAGUCUCCAGAGCACCAAGUUUGUUGAGAAUGUUUUUGCAACCAGACAGGAUGUUGAGAGACUCUGAGGAAACACAACAGAAACUGCUUGUUGGGUUUUAUUCGACACUCGUGAACCGGAGCCAAAUGACCUGAUUAUCUAUAUUCUUUCUUACCAUCCGUGGAGCUCUAUACCUGCUAAUGUCAUAAAGACGAUAUGAUCCAUACCCUGUGUAACAACAACCAAAAAUCAGGCUGCAUUUUGCUCCUCACGUUAUUUUAUAUACAGGAAAAGCUUUAUUAAUUAGUUCAUAACCGUGGAUUUGUAUAUGUUUGAAGUAGUUUUAAUUAUAACACUAAUAUUCUUACAGUUGUCCAACAACCAGGAAAUAAUGUCAUUUUUAUUCAUCUGUUUAUCCUUUGCAGACGAUACUGCUCUUUUUAAAUCCUGCUUCUCAAGCUGCAAAUGUCCACAGCGUUAAAGGGAGUGCUGUUUAAAGAGCUGGGACAUUUUAUUUGAACUUCUUUUUUUGGCAGGUUUCUGGUUUUCUUUGUGUCACGUUUGAGCUCAGUCUGGUUAAGAGACCCUCAUCAAGUCGACUGAUGGGAGAAACUAGUUUGACAGUUUGUCUCAGCAGUUAAAGCACACUCUGUAGAACAUAUGGUUAUAUUUUUUAAAAGAAAAGCAAAGAAAACACUUUUAAUUGGAUGUUGAUAAUCAAAGUUGUUUGUUAACCUCAAAUUAUUUUAGUCAAUCUUUUUUUGUGAACUUAUUAAACAAGAAUUAAUUUAU